This is a messenger RNA of Alligator sinensis (Chinese alligator), 4352 nucleotides long. Its product is annotated as succinyl-CoA:3-ketoacid coenzyme A transferase 1, mitochondrial-like. Lineage: Eukaryota; Metazoa; Chordata; Crocodylia; Alligatoridae. The record is from RefSeq and is a predicted model, not a curated record. The transcript is spliced from 7 exons. The coding region runs from base 133 to 540 and encodes 135 amino acids. Gene Ontology annotation, molecular function: succinyl-CoA:3-oxo-acid CoA-transferase activity. Gene Ontology annotation, cellular component: mitochondrion.
AUAUUUGUGUUUUAUUCCUAGGGUCCUUAUCCUUUAGAACAUGAGGUAGAUCCUGACCUGAUUAAUGCAGGUAAAGAGACAGUGACUGUUCUUCCAGGUGCCUCCUAUUUCUCUAGUGAUGAAUCAUUUGCAAUGAUUAGAGGAGGCCAUAUUGAUUUGACAAUGCUUGGAGCAAUGCAAGUUUCCAAGUAUGGUGAUCUAGCCAACUGGAUGAUUCCUGGUAAGAUGGUGAAAGGAAUGGGUGGUGCCAUGGACUUAGUAUCAAGUUCACAAACCAAAGUGGUCGUGACCAUGGAGCACUCAGCCAAGGGCAACACCCACAAGAUUUUGGAAAAAUGCAAUUUGCCACUUACUGGGAAACAAUGUGUAGACCGUAUAAUUACAGAGAAGGCAGUGUUUGAUGUGGACAAGAAAAAGGGACUGACCCUGAUUGAAAUCUGGGAAGGAUUGUCUGUGGAUGACAUCAAGAAAAGCACUGGCUGUGACUUUGCUGUUUCAUCAAAUCUCAUACCAAUGAAACAGAUUUCAACUGAAUCAUAGCCUGGGCUUGACUUGCCAGAGACCCUGUUUCCAAAUGGGAGUUUGAUGAAAGGAAAUCAACGUCUGUUUUGCAAUUAUAGUUUUUUUUAAAAGGGCUUUGUAAGUAGUUUCUAUGUAGUCACACUCCAGCCAUGAAUAACUGUGUAAAUGGCAUUUUUACGCACAUAACAUUACCAGUUUUGUUAAAAAGGGUGAAUUGAAUGCCUAAAUAUUUAAUAACAACAUUGUACAAUUUGAUUGUUAAUAAGCAUUGGCUCAAAAAUGCCUUGUAGAAGUGAUCAUACUGCCAGAGGUUGCAAUGUAAAACAAGCAUGGCACUACCUGUGUGCACAGAUGACCAUGCAAACUUGUAACUGCCUGUGCUAAAGUCACAUAAGCAAAUCAAUCAUCUGGAGUGGAAAUAUUGCAAUUAUCAUGGUGAUUCUGACUCAUGGUGAGGGAUUUGUUGGCUUUCAUUGGGGAAUGAUUGUUGUGUUUAUAGUGAACUGCAAAGGUACGUCUGGCAUAGGGACUUCUAUUUCCAUUUGUGGAAAACUUGGGACCUUUUAAAAAUAAGUCAGUGGCAAACUCCCACUAAGAAUAGUGGGAGCAACCCUGGGCCUUCACUUCUGAAUGUAUCUACAGGUCCUGUGGUGUUUAUGUACCAUUACUAACAAGGCUAGGGUACACCUUCCAGAGUAUGACCCUGGUGUAUGCAGUUGGUGAAACUCAUAAAUGUACAGUCCAGAAAGAGUCUAAUUUGCAUGGAAAAUAAGUCUCCUUCUUUAGACAAGUGAUAACCCUACAGUUUCCUUAUAGAAAACACUCAGUCUUUCCCAAUAACCCUUCUCAUCCAAGCCAUCAUUAGAAAGGAGCUGAAUGAUGCUGCAGUAGGACAUAGGCUUAUGCCUAUGAGGUCACAGAAAGAAGGGUGGGUGGGGAGGAAGGGCAAAAGCCAAGUUUUCACAUGAAGCGUUUAGGGAAGAGUCAGGGAUAUGAGUCCUUUCCCUAAACUGUUCAAGUUUCCUGUAAGGAAAGAGUUAAAACAAUAAGUUCUUGGCUCUUGCUGAUUCAGGGAGCAGAAAAGUAUUUGGGACCCAAACUCCUAAUAACUAAAAUGAACAUGCAACAGCUACAGGACAAUCAAAAUUAAAUAACCUUGCACCUUCCUGUUUGACAGGGCUCUUCUUUUUCCAUUAAAUUUACAGAGAACUGCUAUUUUGUUACUAAGCAGUAUAACUAUGAUAGCAUGGGAUGUGAUUUACAAGUUAUUAGAGUCAUUAAAUAAGCCCCCAAUUAACUGAAAAUUCACAUUAACCAAAGCAUAGUUGGAUCCAGUCAUGUGGAUCCAGUCAUAGUUGGAUCCUAUCAUGUGUUUGAGAUCAGCAUUAAGAGGAAAUUGCAUGAAAAGAAACAAUGCUAAGAAAAUACUUACACAACUCCAGAGCAGAGAAACAUUUUGACUCUACAUUGAUGAGGAGUCUCUCACUUAAAAAACUGUUCAUAUUCAUACUGUGGGAGGACCAUGGUAUGUUGAGAAUACAGAGCCAUAAAUGCAACUUCUUGUCUUCUAGUUCUUCUGUGGCCCUGGGCAAAUACUUAUCUUCUUUCUCUCAUUUCUCUGAUUUUAAAAUAAGAAAGGACCUUCUUUCCCAGUGUUUUUGCAAAAUUAGGCUUGAUCUAUAUAGUUUGGGUCCCUGUAUAACUAUUUUGAUUAGAGCUGUGAUUUUUUUUUUUUAAUUGAAAUAAUGGUACAAUCUCUGGUCAGUUUUCCCAGUAUAAAGGUGCUAUCUAAGAGAAUAGCUUAUUCUUCUUCCCAUAAAGGAAUAUAAGCACCAUUAUCCAGGUAUAACUACACCUAUGCUAAAGGAGUUGCCCCAUGUUACCUAUACUAGUAUACAGCUUUCAUGUAUCAAGAAGUCCUAAAGGUUGACAUUUGAGGAAGAAAAAUACUCUGCAACUGGUAUGUCAAGGUAAAUACAAAACUAAUUUUGUCUGGUAUUUAAUUUUGUUUGUGAGGCACUGGACAGAGCACUUCAGGAUAACUACAAGUAAGAAUCCUGCUUUGUGUUUUCCAAACAGCUCUAGUUUUCAUCUGGCUUCUAAGUUUGGGUAGGUCCUCUGUGUUAACAGCUCUCAAACAAGGUUUUGAUUAAUAGCGUGACCAUUUAAUACUGAUGUGAGGAAAAACUAAGAAUUGGACUGACAGUGUUACUCCCAGCUAGAAUUCUGUGGGAUUGUUCAGCAUGGGGUCUGUUAUAGCAGAGACUUACGUGCAGUAGGUUGGCAUAAAACAGUUCUGAGCUAAGAUUUUAAGACAGAUUUAACCCGCAAAGACCCUUCACUAGACUCAGUGAAGUAAAAAGGGUGGCUAUCAUUAUCUCCAUAGCAGAAGAUUGGUGGGUUGAUUGGUUAAGAGAGACUUCUCAGGAAUGGACGGGGUCAUAAGUGGGUUCCCACUAGUCGUUAUUCACAUAUUUACUAGAGGACUGUCAUAGCAGAUGCUAUUUUUCAAGGGGGAAUAUAUAAAAUGUUAUGCAAGGGGUGGGGGUUGGGGGGGGGACUUUGUACCUAAAUUGUUUAGGAAGAAAAGUAUUUAAAUAAUGAAGAGAAUCUUGAAGAAAAUCUAGAAAAUUAAAUGCUGGGCUAUUGUAAUUUACCACAUUACAGUAAGGUCAGUGCCAGUCAGUUUGGUGCAGGGUGCCUAAAAUGUUGCAUAUAAACACCACCGUAUGGCUUGCCACAAUAAGUGCCAGAGAGCAGUAGCAAGUGCAUAUUAUUUCACUCCCUAAACUCCUGACUAGAAUUAUGUCUCCUUGAGAGAUGAUCCCAGGCCAUAAUUAAUUUAAUUAUCAUUAAAAAUGAUGUUAUAAAGAGAGGAACUAUAUAACAGAAACUUGGAGUUCAGUAUAUCAAAUUCCUAAGCAAAGGACUUGGAGGGAACCAGUCACUCUUGAAUUCUAAUCUUAGUUUUCCCAGUUCUCUACUUGUAGCCUUGGGACAAGGCACUCUCUGCCUCAGUUUUCCUAACUGUGGAAGGAGAUAUUUCACUUGUACUGUGUACAGCAAAUUGCAUUUGGGACGCAUCUGCACUUGCUCAAGACUAUGAAAGGGUCUUUAGCACUGGAGUGCCCAUGCUGAACACAAUGGCCCUGAGUCUCCUUAUGUUUUUAUCAUUGUCAUUCAAGAGUGUUGAAGCCAAUGGAGUUGCAUUGGUGAAUGGGGAGGAGAGUGGAACCAGGUUUCUCAGUGUGGUACAGAUAUCUGGCUGCUUUACUAUCAAUUUGUCUUGGUAACAUCAUAUCACAGUACAGUAUUGAUAUUCUUAGCAAAAUAUCAAGUGACCCAGGGAGCUAACUGUAUUAAUGUUUUUUUUGGCAAGACUUGUAUUAUCAUGAUGAAUACAAACUUAUGAACUGGAUUUUACUAGCAAGCAAAGCCAUUCGUAUUCGAUGUGCCUCUGGCAAAUGAGGUGGUAGCUGUGAUCAAAGCUUUCACAGGGACGAGAAACUGGCUCCCCUUUCUCUCCUCCCUGGCAAUAAGGUCUGAAAAUGCAAGUAAGGUCUAAUGGUAUAUCAGUGAGAUCAUUAUCUGCCUGGCCUCACUUCACAAGACAGAACUUAUGCCCUUGAAUUGAAGAAGGUACCAUUUCUGCUGUUUUCCCUUCUUAACUUAUUUCUCUUUAUUUUGUUUGAUGCCAAACAUGAUCAAGUGUCCCUGAAAAAGUAGAAAGAGAAAAGGUAAUAUAAAUGGCUAUUGUACUGUAAACUGUGUCAAAGUGCUUUCUAUGUACUUGCAAAACAAUCAAUAACAAAUAAAGAUGUAAAAGAAUA